Messenger RNA from Syngnathoides biaculeatus (alligator pipefish), 475 nucleotides. RefSeq names its product HOP homeobox (gene hopx). Gene Ontology annotation, biological process: cell differentiation; regulation of transcription by RNA polymerase II. The transcript is spliced from 2 exons. The coding region runs from base 88 to 297 and encodes 69 amino acids. Gene Ontology annotation, molecular function: DNA binding. The record is from RefSeq and is a predicted model, not a curated record. Lineage: Eukaryota; Metazoa; Chordata; Actinopteri; Syngnathiformes; Syngnathidae. Gene Ontology annotation, cellular component: nucleus.
CUCCGGACGCCGGCGGAGUUGACCCGAGAGCACGCCGCCGAGCCGAGCCGAGCCGAACCUCGUCCCCCGUCGCUGAACGCCAACGACAUGGAGCGCACGAAGCUGUCCGAGUACCAGGCCAAAGUUUUGGAGGAGAAUUUUAAAGCGAACCGGAACCCCGACGGGACGACGCUCAUGCUGGUCGCCGCCGAGUGCGGACUCUCCGAGGCGGAGACGCGGAACUGGUUCGAGCUGCGCAGGUCCCAGUGGCGCCAGGCCGAGGGUCUUCCGGCCAAACUGGGCUCUGUGUUGGAUUGAGACCCGCCCACGCCCCCCCCCAACUUCCUCUUCUUCCUGCCUCCAAAGCGCUUUUUAUUUUGUAUAUGAAGAUAUUUGAAUUUGCGGAAAAUGAAGGUGUUUGUGUGCCGUUGAGUAUAUAACUGCUGUGUUUACGUGAAAUGACAGAUUAUUGUUAAUAAAUUAAGGGUUAAAAUGG